GUAAGUGUUACAUCCACUCCCUCUAUCCCAUCAUAUCAUACCUCUAAUUUGGAAGACGUAAACCAGCUUCCAGUUGAGAAUACCUCUGAUGCCUCCAAGGAUUUCUACAAUAGCGAAGAAGAAUAUAAUUUUGGUGGAGUACUUUCUGACGAUAACGACGAAGAUAUCUCAUUUCUUAAGGAUACUAACACAACUAGAGAUAAUGAAAAUGAUGACGAAUUCUCCGAUAACAAUGAAGAGGAUGAUAAUGAUAGUGAAACCUCAUUGCUCCGCAAUAAUACACCCAAAUAG
Molecule: messenger RNA, 291 nt
Organism: Acaulospora colombiana
Lineage: Eukaryota; Fungi; Glomeromycota; Glomeromycetes; Diversisporales; Acaulosporaceae
Source: the annotation of a GenBank genome assembly